GCAUGCAUAGUCGGAGAAAACAUCAAACAGAAAAGCUCAAGCUUACCGUAGAAAAAUAUUUCAUCUUCUCAAUUUGUGAUGCCUCGUUUAACAGUGAGGCACCUGCAUUCUCUCCAUCAUCAAAGCCCUCCUCUUCCGAAUCCUAUUCAAAACUCAAAUCCCCCAAUUAUAAACCCUAGUUUCAUCCCCCAUCGCCCAAUUUUCAAUUCUAAUCCUCAUUCAAUUUACCCAGUUCAUCAUGUUUUAAACCCUAAUUAUAAGAAUGAGUGCAAAGUUUUUGCGGAGGAUAGUGUAAAGAUUACAAAUUAUUAUGAGAAGAAUUGUGAGAGCAGUGAAUUCAGUUGUUUGGUGUGUGCUGGGCUCGGGCAGAAGGUGGGGAAGAUGCUUGAUCGGGCGUUGAUUCGAACAGGGCGAAUGGACAAGCACAUCCUGAUGUCAUAUUGUUCGUUCGAGGUGGGGAACCGGACUCGAAAGCUGUUCACGAACAACAAGGAGGAGGGGUAUGCGGGAUCUGUGUGGACUCAUGUCGCGUUUGUGCAUCCAGCUACAUUCGAGACGCUUGCAUUGGAGCCGGGAUUGAAGGAGGAGAUCGUCAAUGAUCUGCUCACAUUCAGCAAGGCCAAGGAUUUUUACGGAAAUGUAGGCCGGGCCUGGAAGCGGGGAUACCUUCUCCACAGGCCUCCUGGAACUGGAAAAUCUACAAUGGUUGCCGCAAUGGCUAAUUUGUUGGAGUAUGAUGUGUAUGAUCUCGAGCUGACAUCAGUCGAGAACAACACGGAAUUGAGAAAGUUACUAAUAAAUACAACCGGCAAAUCGAUAAUUGUGAUCGAGGACAUUGACUGUUCUCUCGAUCUCACAGGGCAGAGGAACGAGGAGAAGAAAGAGGCCGAGAGCAGCAAUGCGAGGGACAGGUUCAAGAAGGCCGUGACGAAUGAAGGAAAGGAUAAAAAGACGAGCAAAGUCACUUUAUCCGGGCUCUUAAAUUUCAUUGAUGGCCUUUGGUCAGCCUGUGGAAGUGAAAGGAUCUUUGUUUUCACUACUAAUUACAUUGAGAAGGUGGAUCCCGCGUUGAUCCGAACAAGGCGAAUGGACAAGCACAUCUUGAUGUCGUAUUGUUCGUUCGAGGUAUUCAAGGUGCUUGCUAAUAAGUAUCUGAAUAUCAGAUUUCAUGAACUAUUUAAUGAACUGUUUGUGAGGAUCGAACAGCUGCUGGGAGAAGUUGCCGUGACCCCUGCUCAAGUUGUGGAGUAUUUGAUCCCCAAAUCUCCCGAAGAUGAUGGUGAGCGUUGCUUAUAUGGUUUGGUUUGUGCUCUUGAGAAUGCGAAAGUAGCUUUAAGAGAACAUUUAGCUGCUCAGGAAGCUCCGCAAGAGCAUGGGGGAGGAUUGAAUUUUUGCUUGGGUCCUGUUUGAGUUGAGAUUUGGAUAGAAUGUUUUCAGAUUCUGAGUUAUGAACAUUUGAAUAAAAUUUUAAUCAUUAGAAGCAGGUUAAAGGCCCACGUGAUGCGGAAGUUGUGGAAGAGGAAGAAACCAAGAUGCUAUACGAAGCUUGAUACGCCCUAGAAUAGCUGAUCAUGUAUAAUAGUUUAGGUACAGUUUACUGAUUUGUCAAAAACACAAGUUGUAACAUGCA
Daucus carota subsp. sativus is the source of this 1630-nucleotide messenger RNA. Its product is annotated as AAA-ATPase ASD, mitochondrial. The transcript has 2 exons. Bases 79 to 1410 code for a protein of 443 amino acids. NCBI's taxonomy places the organism in Eukaryota, Viridiplantae, Streptophyta, Magnoliopsida, Apiales, Apiaceae. Gene Ontology annotation, molecular function: ATP binding; ATP hydrolysis activity. The record is from RefSeq and is a predicted model, not a curated record.